This is a messenger RNA of Nelumbo nucifera (sacred lotus), 1691 nucleotides long. Its product is annotated as ethylene-responsive transcription factor RAP2-12. Lineage: Eukaryota; Viridiplantae; Streptophyta; Magnoliopsida; Proteales; Nelumbonaceae. Gene Ontology annotation, molecular function: DNA-binding transcription factor activity; DNA binding. Gene Ontology annotation, biological process: ethylene-activated signaling pathway; regulation of DNA-templated transcription. The record is from RefSeq and is a predicted model, not a curated record.
CCUAUAUAAAUCUUUCACGGAAUCUGUUACCGGUCUCUUGCAAAGCGAUUGUCUGGUCUUCUCUCGAUCAGACCUGCUUUUGAAGAAGGAAAAUGUGCGGCGGAGCUAUAAUAUCUGAUUUCAUUCCCACGAAUCGCUCCCGGCGACUCACAGCUGAUUACCUGUGGCCUGACCUGAAACAAAAUUCUGCAAAUUACUACUCCAAACCCUUGCGUCCGGCAGUCGUCGACGUCGAUGACGACUUUGAGGCUGACUUUCAGGAGUUCAAGGACGAGAUUGAUGAGGAGGAGGGGGAGGAUGUUAAGCCCUUCACUUUGGCUUCAAAAUCUGGGUUCUCCCGAGGAGGUUCCACUACUUUGAAACCGGUACAAUUCAGUGGACCUGCUGAGAAAUCUGCAAAAAGAAAGAGGAAGAACCAGUAUAGGGGAAUCCGACAGAGACCUUGGGGCAAAUGGGCAGCUGAGAUCAGAGACCCUAGAAAGGGAGUCCGGGUCUGGCUUGGGACAUUCAACACUGCUGAAGAAGCUGCUAGAGCUUAUGAUGCUGAAGCUAGGAGGAUCCGAGGCAAGAAGGCCAAGGUGAAUUUCCCUGAAGAGGCUCACCCUACUGCUCCAAAGCGCACUGCUAACCCAAGCAUAGAGAAGCCACUUCCUAGGCCUAAUUUGGUCUCUGUGAAGCAGAGUUUCAGUUUUAUGAACAAUGCAGAUUCAGACUUUUACGAUAAUUCAGGGUUUAUGGAAGAGAAGGCACCAAUUAAAGUGUCUGAAUACUUGAAUUCUAUCCCCAUUGUGGAGGACCAAAUCAGUUUCAAAUCGUUUUCCCCUUCUGAUGGUACCACCAUGUGCUUUAAUUCAGACCAAGGAAGUAACUCUUUUGAUUGCUCUGACUUCGGUUGGGGAGAAUGCGAGCCCAAGACACCUGAAAUUUCAUCAGUUCUUUCCUCGACAAUGGAAAGUGAUGGUUCUGAAUUUGUUGAAGAUGCUAAUCCAAAGAAAAAACUGAAGACCAAAUCCGAGGAAGCAGUGCCUAACGAGGGAAAUGCUCCUAAGAACUUGUCUGAAGAACUGCCAGCGUUUGAGUUUCAAAUCCCAUAUCUUGAGGGCAGUUGGGAUGCAUCAGUGGAUAGCUUCCUUAGCAGUGAGACAACUCAGGAUUGUGGAAGUUCGAUGGAUCUCUGGAGCUUUGAUGACCUCCUCCCACCAAUUAUGGGAAAUGUCUUCUGAAGGAUCUGUCUUUGCGGAAUGGCUUUAAUGUAAAUAAGACAUGACUGGUGUUUGGAGAUGGAGUGCAGACAAGACAUGGAGAGCAAAACAGUUGGAACCUACUUCUGAGACCAUGAAUGCAGCGUCUGCAGGCAGCUUUGGGUUCAUGGUAAGUAGGUUUUAGCUUUAGAAUUUUAAGCGUAAUUUGGUGUAUUGUUCUUUUUUUUUCCCUCCUUUUAGGGUACCUUGGAUUUGGAAGACAUUUGCUUUUCGGACUUAAGUCUGUAUUGAUGGUCAUGUGAUGAAUAUACUAAAGCUGUUCAAUACCAGCUUGAUCUCCCUUAGUACUUGGAUUAAAUAAUUUAGGGGGUGUUGGCUUCACCAAUACGUACUCUUCUGUCUUUCGAUUUUAGUUUUGGAAAGCAAAAGCUUUCAUCUUCAUGUUGGCAGAUACCACCGUAAUUAAUAAAUAGGAUUCUGUAUGAAUGA